UACGUUCUCUACGAAAUGUACCAGUACUAAAAAUGCAUCAUCACUCUGCAACCAUCGAACACAAAUACCUGGGUAUAAGAAAACCAACUUCCAAACUCUACUUUUACUAUAACCAACUUUUGUAUACCCGAGGAGAUGUGCCGUUCAGUAUGCAGUAGAAGAAAAGCUAAGGUACCUGUUGUCUUUGCUAUUGACAGUACGGUUAAGGUGUCUGACGGGUAUGUGGAAGUCAUGACAUUUAAUCUACUGUUUACGCCAUCAUUGUUCCUCGAGCCAAAGGUUUCUAAGUCGAAACGCAAGAUAUCAGGGAAUGCAUGCGAGCGCGAUGGUAUUUGCAGGUGCGUGUAUGCCCGUACCUUUGAUGUCUUUGUAAAUCUGCCUGCCUCGAAGAUCUGUAUGUCCUUCGACGCGAAGACGAAACCUAUUCGUCAAUUCACGAGGGCGCCGAACAGAGGAAAAACUGUGUUCCAGAAUGCAAUUCAAUGCACAAAUUACUAUACACUAUACACGUUUUCGCCCGCAUUCUCAUGCUCCUUUCUUCGGCACCCCAGUAUGCAGUCUCCAAAGCAGAACGCCAAUCCAUCGUAAACGCCGUGACAGAGUAUAUCCUUCAGCUUCUAUCCUUUCUCAA
Messenger RNA from Dothidotthia symphoricarpi CBS 119687, 631 nucleotides. RefSeq lists its product as uncharacterized. The record is from RefSeq and is a predicted model, not a curated record. Bases 136 to 588 code for a protein of 150 amino acids. The transcript has a single exon. NCBI's taxonomy places the organism in Eukaryota, Fungi, Ascomycota, Dothideomycetes, Pleosporales, Dothidotthiaceae.